This is a messenger RNA of Talaromyces stipitatus ATCC 10500, 2109 nucleotides long. RefSeq lists its product as uncharacterized. The transcript has 4 exons. Bases 157 to 1077 code for a protein of 306 amino acids. NCBI's taxonomy places the organism in Eukaryota, Fungi, Ascomycota, Eurotiomycetes, Eurotiales, Trichocomaceae. The record is from RefSeq and is a predicted model, not a curated record.
AUAUCAUGACGGAGUAAACACUGGGGUAAACGGUCAUAGUAUAUAUUGUUCGCAUUGCGCAUCGCCGUUAUCUUUUUCCCCAGCAUCGUUGUUCAUACUUGACUCUGUCGCUCGGCAAUUUUUCUUUUCUUCGAACUUUCCUCCAAGUACUUCAUCAUGAGCAAAGAACAGAAAGAUGUUCCUGAUGCAUGGGAAGCGGACUGGGAGAGUUUGGCUGAUAAUCAAGAUCAGAAACCUGAGACACCACCGAAAAAAGUGUCCUCAAAAGUAACCAAAGCACAACGCAGAGCGGCGCAAGCAGAAUUCAACAGGAAACUAUGGGAGGAAGCUGAAACACCACAGACAUUCCACUAUAUCGAAUCCCGCUCCGCAGUCCCGUUAAAACAAGAUUUCAAACCUGCCGUCACAGUGCUCAGCCGUCGACCCCAAAUCGCCGUUCGAAACAAUAACAUCGAUGCAGCGGGCGAAGGAAUUUCGAAUCUGAACAUCAAUGGCAGUGGUGCCAAUCUGUCAGACUCCGACGAAGAGACCAAUAAACCUCCGGAAAUGACUCCGGAGGAGCGACAAGCCAAAGCUCUCAGGGAUAGAGAAGAGAAACAACGUAAAUACGAAGAAGCUAGAGAGCGACUGUUUGGGAAUUCAUCUACGCCUGGAUCCAAUACUUCAUCACCGGGUGGUACACGUCCAUCGUCGCGGAAUAGAGAUUCCGGGUUUGAUAGUAGUGGUACUCGCGGUGGUAGUGGUGGACGUGGAAGGAAUCGAGGUCAUGGCAAUAGAGACAGGGACAGCAACAACAACAACAACAGUAAUAAUCGCGAGAAACGCGAUUCUCCAGGUGGUACAGGGAAGCAGAGACAGUUAUAUGAUCCGGGUUAUUCGACCAAGCCAAAUUCAUCGACUUCUUAUUCACAGCGAAGACCACCACAGCUUCCUACAGAGCGAUCGGAUGGUGAACAGCAACAGCAGGCUAUAAGACCCUCUAGAAACCCCAGAGGUCCUGACGGGAGUGGACGGGGCGGGUUUGGGUUCAGUCCUCGCGGUAGAGGUACUCUGGUUUCUCGAGAUGCUUUCGCUUAGGUCUAUUCGGACCGAAAUGCAAGAAUACAAAACAAGGAGCAUCGAAUUAUGUAAAACCUGAGACGGACUAAGGCAGACUCCUGCCGCUGUUGAUCGCAUUCGCCAAUUGCGAAGUGUUCGGUCGGUUUUCUGCACAUUUCAACUCAGUCAACCUUUUCAGAUUAGUGUCUAAAUUUGGCACUUAAACAAACCCGAAUACCUCUCAUAGCUUUCCAGGUAAAGCUCAUCACUACUGGUCGUCGCCAUGACAUGCUCAUUUUCCUCAAUGGCUUGGAUCCACCUACCCAAACGACUCCCCAUCGCUGGCUCAGUCCAUCCUCGAUACGGUUUUAGGACGCGACUCAGACGAAGUACCCAGGGCGCAAGCUGGAUAUCAACGUAUGACAUGCUAGGACCGAGGAAGAAUGGUCCGUGAACGUGCGACGCGUUGACCAAUUUCUCAAUAUCUUCCUGCAAUUGCGCAGCAUUCUGACUUUGAUUUUGAGGGUUUUGCUCCAUCAGGACUUUGUAGAAGCUAGGGACUAUGUGGCGAUUGAUCUGCAUGAACAAUAUCCCAAGUCAGCCUUUCGAGAAGUCGAUUGCACAUGUCAUAAGAAGGGGAGACGAACAUGAUCGGCCCAUAAUCGGCAAUGAGCACGAAGCUUCGCAUCACCCGGAGGAAGAAGGGGAGUCCCUUCAUCCAAAUCUUCCAACUAUUUCACACAGCACGUUAGAAAUGACUACCAGCAACUCAGCCAAAGGAAAAGGACGUACAUAUUCUAAAAGCACGCUACUCUCAUAGCAGCCCCAAUUACCAUGCAGAAGAGCAGGGACCAAUCCACGAGGGUUAAUAGCCAACAACUCUGGUGGUUUCUCAUACGGAUCAACCUCUAUAUACUGAUAAGGAAUAUUUUUGACUUCAAGCGCAAUCCAUACGCGUUGGACGAAGGGGCUAGAGUUUGUUAUUCGCUGUCUUGAACAGAUAUCUGGCAGAAAUUAUGGAUGAAUAACGUACCAGAAACAACUUCCAAAUAAUUUAAGAUCAUUUUCUUG